GCACACACAACAAAUAUUGAAAUAUAUUUUUAAGCAAAAUAGAAUAAAUUUUAUUCAGCACAAAAUGCUGCGCAUACCGGGAAUGCCGCUGCUGCCAGGCACGCUCUUUCGCGAUGUCUCCAAGGCACAUUACCCGAAGCCACAGUCUCUGCUGAACCUGCAGGGUCUCAGCAUGCUCAAUGAUCGCCAGCAGCCCGCACCCAUUGACCCCAAUGGCGAUGUGGUAGACAUUAGCUGUCCACCGGUCGGCGCAUCUUCCAUUUAUCCGCCGCGUUCCGGUCCGCGGAUGCCACCCUGGCUGGCCUACGACAAGAAGGUUCUCUGCUUUAGUGCCUAUUUCAAGCAAACUUUGCAGGAGGUCUACCAUGCACCGUACAUGGUGCGAAAGGUCAAGAUCUACUUCUAUCUGGAGGAUGGAACUUUGGAGAUUUAUGAGCCCAAAGUGGACAAUUCUGGUCUAGUGCAGGGCUGCGUGGUGCAUCGUCAGCGCGUGCAAAAGGCGCCGCCCUGUGACAAUGAGUUCAUGUCUUUGACUGACUUGAAUAUUGACAUGACUGUGCAGAUAUUCGAUCGUCAAUAUCACAUUAUAGACUGCGAUCAGUUCACGCGUGAGUUUCUAAACAGACGCGGCAUUGCCGUACCCGAUUCAAUACAAAUUCCUAGCGAUCCAGCCACUUCCGUGCGUAAUCGCGCAAAGUUAGGCGCUGUUCAUCCUCCCGAAAAGAAACAUGCUUUUGCUCAGUUCCUAAAAUACGAUCGGCAGAUACUCAAGUUUCAGGCGUACUGGGAUGAUCGCACCGAGUUUGGGGAUGUGCGCAAGUUGGAGCUCUGCUACUACUUGGCUGACGAUACCAUAGAAAUCAAGGAGGCUCACGUGCGUAACUCUGGUCGCGAUGGACCGACUGUGUUUCUAAAACGAGCACGUCUCGCACGGGAAUUUGAUGGGCUUUUAUUGCCGGGGCAAACCACACCCAUAACUUUACUCAACGUUUUGGGUUCUAAUAUGCGCAACGUGCGUUACUGCGUUGAUCCUUUGAACACGGGCAACAAGGAGAUUAUUUAUUAUGGCGAAAAGGACCUGCAAAUUGGCAGCGUGAUAAAUGUCUACGGGCGGGCUGUGAUCAUAACCGAACUGGAUCCCUUUACACAGCAAUAUUAUCGGCAGCGCUAUGGCAUCCAGGAUUUUACACCACUGGAAAUUCCCACAAGAUCGGAGGACUGUGCUGAAUACCGCCCGAAGGAGCGAGUUCUGCCGCCAUAUAAUGGCUGGGGCAGCUACGAAGAUUCGAUUGGAAAUUGCAUAUCGGUGGAGCCAAAGCCCCCGAAGACGGACUUCAAAAAGUUUAUCAAGUUCGAUCGCUAUGUGCUGCGCUUUGGCGCCAAGAUGCUCUCCACCAUCAAGGAAAACUGUGAGCGCAUCUUUGUGAUAAGCUACUACCUGAGCGACGAUACGCUGCAGAUACAGGAGAUUGCCGUACGUAACUCGGGCUUCCUCGGUGGGGAGUUCAUGAAACGCACUCGCAUCGAGUUGCCCGGCCAGGAGAGAUUCUCCUGCAAGCAGCCACAGUACUAUAUGCCAUGGAACUUCUUCAUCGGGUCCACCAUGUCGCUGAAGGAUUUCAUUUUCCAUUUGGUAUCGGCGGACGAGUACACACUCAUGUUCAUGGAGCACCAUCCAGAGCAGUUUAGCCACGCAAAUCUUCCCACCAUCAUGCAGAAAGUUCGCUCCGCGCUGCAGAGCCGAAUGGCGGAGUUCGUGGGAUCCUGUGCGCCCGAUUGUUACAAUUGGGAGAACAAGAGCGAUGUGUUUGUCUCAUUCGAGAGCUUCAAGGGUGCAUUAGUCGGGGUGAUGGGCAAAGCAGUCAGCGAUCACGAAAUCAUUACGCUUUGCCGACACUUUUCGGCGGAGCAAACUCCUCCGAAUAGUUGUUCCAGGGCCGAUGUGCGGGCAGCCGCACAUCUGGAGCUGAAGCGUGCACUGUGGAAUGCUCGCGAUGAUCUGAUGGAACACUUUCAUCACAUCAAUCCCACGAACAAACCCUUCCUGGCCGAAUCCAAAGUUCGCUCAACACUUCGCGGCUGCCGGCUGCCCUUUUCCCUUGAGUUGAUUGACAACAUUUUGUCCAUUCUGAAUCGCAACGAGUGCGACGAGAUUGAGGUGUGCGAUCUAAUGAACUUCAUCGAUGUGUCCUGCAGCAAAGGCUGCGACAUGCCGCCUGUGAACCAUGCCUUCGAGCUGUGCCCCAAGAUUCCAUUCCUGCACAAGGGACGAUUGGUGAACUUCUCCUGCUUUUUGCGUAAACUAGAACUGCCACUUGACUUACCAGCGGCCAGUGAGACUAAUAAAGAGAUGGUGGGCGAUGCCAUGAUUAUGCCACCGUCGGCCUAAAAGGUACCAAAAUAAACUGAAACUAAAAACAUAAUUCGAACUAAGCCCCUGGGAUAUUUUUGCAGCUAUAUUGUCAUGUAAAGCUACACAUUUUUAGUACACAAUAAAUUACAGUUAUCAUGUGU
Molecule: messenger RNA, 2514 nt
Organism: Drosophila subobscura
Lineage: Eukaryota; Metazoa; Arthropoda; Insecta; Diptera; Drosophilidae
Gene: Efhc1.1
Product: EF-hand domain-containing family member C2
Exons: 4
Coding region: 65-2389 (774 amino acids)
Biological process (GO): regulation of neuron projection development
Cellular component (GO): microtubule
Source: RefSeq, a predicted model, not a curated record